Pistacia vera is the source of this 2205-nucleotide messenger RNA. Its product is annotated as pentatricopeptide repeat-containing protein At4g38010-like. Bases 1 to 2205 code for a protein of 734 amino acids. The transcript is spliced from 2 exons. The record is from RefSeq and is a predicted model, not a curated record. Gene Ontology annotation, biological process: RNA modification. Gene Ontology annotation, molecular function: RNA binding; protein binding. NCBI's taxonomy places the organism in Eukaryota, Viridiplantae, Streptophyta, Magnoliopsida, Sapindales, Anacardiaceae.
AUGAUAGCCACGGGCUUGAUACAAUAUCCGCCUGCAGCAAGCAAACUUGUUGCAGCAUUUGCCGUAAGUACCGUCUUCGGCGCUACUUCUACUGCUCGUUCAAUUGCUGAGCGAGUCAGGGGCCUCGAUUCUUACACUUGGAACACCAUCAUUAGAGGUUAUUUGGAGGAAAAUAAACCUAAAAAUGCGUUUUUGGUUUACUCUUGUAUGAGAAAAAAAGCCUUGCAAGUUGACACUUACACCCUCAUGUUUGUUACCAAAGCGUGUGGGUUAAUAUCAUUGACUCUUGGAGAGCAGAUUCAUGUUCAAAUUUGCAAACUGGGUUUUGAAUCCGAGAUUAUAAUUCAAACCGCUUUGCUAAAGGUGUAUGCGUCGUUUGGUGAGCUUAGUGAUAUGGACCAAUUAUUCGACGAAAUGCCUUACAGAGACAUGGUUACAUGGAAUUCACUUAUUGCUGUUUAUGCGCAACAUAGUUCUCAUUUUAAGGUGCUUGAAUUAUUACGUGCCAUGGUGUACAAUGGUUUGAGACCCAAUGAAUCGACUGCUGUAAGCAUGCUUUCUGCUUUCUCUUCUUUGAAAGCGUUAAGGGAGGGUAAAGUUGUUCAUUGUUUUGCGGUCAGGAACUUUGUUAAUUUAGAUGUUUUUGUGUACAAUGCUUUGAUUGGCAUGUAUUCAAAAUGUGGGAAUUUGCCAUACGCUCUUCGGAUUUUUAAAUUGAUGCCAGUAAGGAGUGUGGUUUCAUGGACUUCUAUGAUCAAUGGUUAUUGUGAUAACAAUUUUCCGAAUGAGGCAUUGGAUUUGUUCAAACAAAUGGAGUCUAAAGGUGUAAAACCAGAUGAGAUCACCAUGUUAAGUGUUGUUUCAAUUUGCUCAAAAUUGGGCAGUUUCGAGCUUGGAGAGUGGAUUGACCAGUAUGUUGAGAAGAGUGGGUUUGCAAAAGGGAGUCUUUCUAUAGCAAAUGCACUUAUUAAUAUGCAUGCCAAAUGUGGUAAUAUCGAGAAAGCUUGUCAAAUUUUUGAUGGGAUUCCGGAGAAAACUCUGGUCUCUUGGACUAGUAUUAUACAUGGACUAGCAGUGCACGGGCAAGGAAUUUUGGCUUUGGUUCGGUUCUCCCAAAUGCUAAGGGAAGGGUUUCAACCAGAUGGUAUUGUCUUCCUGAGCAUCUUAUCUGCAUGCAGCUAUGCAGGGUUGGUUGAUGAGGGACGAAAAUGCUUUGAUUCAAUGAUAAAAGAUUAUCAUUUGGAACCAUGGCAGGAGCACUAUACGUGCAUGGUGGAUCUUUUAUGUAGAGCUGGCUUGAUCAAUGAGGCUUUCAAGUUCGUAGUUAAUAUGCCAGUUGAACCAGAUCCAAUUAUGCUGCGAAUUUUGCUGAGGGCAUGUCAAAAUCAAGGGGAUAUUGAUACUGCUAGUCGAAUUAUGAACUAUUUGUAUCAGCUGUGUCCAAAGAGGAGCGAGGACUACCUACUUAUAUCAAAUUUAUAUGCCACAGUCUCCAAGUGGGCUGCUGCUGCUGAAGUUAGGGACCAAAUGAAAUUUAGGGGAUUAAUUAACCGAAAUCCUGGUCGUAGUUCUAUCGAGAUGUCAAACCUCUACAAAGAUUUUUGCGAAGUAUUCCCGGGUGAACCAUUGCCAAAACCUGAAGAUGACACAAGAACUAGCGCAAAGUUCUCCAUUAAGAUUCUCCUAUGGCACAAAUUCAAACCUCUUUAUUUAGAAGAAAUUGAAGUAGUAAACAUCCUUCAUAGUCACAGAACAUUCGAGGUGGAACAAGAUCGAUUUAUAUAUAACAAUGAUACAUCCAAAUCUACCAUAGAAGCUAUGCUUUCUACCAUGUCCAUCCCUGUAAAGGCAUCCCUAGUAAAGGAAAUAUUGAGUUAUGUUAAAGAAAUGACAAAAAAUAAUAUUUACGCAAGAUACAAAAUUCCAAGUAUGCAUGUUCACAUCGGGAUUAUUGUUGAUAAACCAGCAGAAGUUCCUAGGGAUUAUGGGGUGACUGAUUUGAAGCAAAAUUCAUCAUCCAUUUUGGAGAUAGUUAAAGUUGAAGCAUCAAAUGAAGCACCUACAUGCGCAAUUUGUUUGGAAGAAGUUGUGUUUGGAUCUCUGGCCACACGUAUGCCUUGUUCACAUGUUUUUCAUAGUGGUUGCAUUGGUCAUUGGUUAAGCAAGAAUGAAGUUUGUCCGUUAUGUAGGUUUGAGAUGAUCUAA